AUGAGCAUCUCAGACAAGCCUUUGGUGUCGGUAUCCACUACGCACGUGGGCUCACCAUCGAGCUUGACGCCGCGGUGGAGAUGGCCAGGCGGAGCACUGUCAGCUGCGGCAGCUUCCUCCUCAGCCAUCACACGAAACCGGUCAUCAUCUACACGGGAGACGUCGGAGACGCGCGCGCGCAUCACGCAGGCGUGCUUCGACGCCAAGACGGACGAACUGGUGGUGCGGCAGUCCGGGAUCCUCGACCUCGAGGGCAGGCGCCCCUACGCUUGA
Molecule: messenger RNA, 273 nt
Organism: Diaporthe citri
Lineage: Eukaryota; Fungi; Ascomycota; Sordariomycetes; Diaporthales; Diaporthaceae
Exons: 2
Coding region: 1-273 (90 amino acids)
Source: RefSeq, a predicted model, not a curated record